AUGGAGUCACCUUUCCGCCGCAAGUUCGAGACCUGGCAAAUUGCUAAGGCUGCCCUUGAUGCCACCGGGCACGCCAAUGGCUAUUCAUGGGCAUUCAAAGAGAAGCUGCCGUCUCGAAUGCCUGAAGAUAGGCUCACGAAGGUGGUUCUUCGCUGCUCGAGGGGUCGGAAGGCGAAGAUUAUCAAGGCUCCCGGGGUCGCGGAGAAGGACCGCCGCGAGGGAGGCACACAAAUGUGUGCCUGCCCCUACCGUAUCACUAUUACGCUUGGUGAUGAUGACCUUUGGUCCGUUAGUCGAGGCCCAAGGCCACACAAUCACGAUCCUGCCAAAAGCUCUGCCGUCUUCUCACGUAAUCGGCGUCAAGCUCUCGAGAACCGCCUUGACGAUAUCGUAAGACGUUGGAAUGACGGCAAUCGACCCGGAAAGAUUCUCUCAUCUUGGCGCAACAGCGAGCCCAACCUUCCCGAAGACAUCAAGUACGCUACACAACAAGACAUCAGGAACGUACUAAACCGGUACCAAGCCUCUGUGCUUUCGGGUAGGUCAGAGCUGCAGUGGCUUUAUGACGAGCUCUAUCAGACCGGUGACUACGUCUGCUAUGAUCGUCGCGAUGACGAGGACAGGCUUAAGGCGCUCUUUAUUGCUCCAAAAAGUGGCAUCGAGCUCUUCCGCCGUUACCCUCAUGUCAUGCUCUUCGACUGCACGUAUAAGACUAACCGGUUCAACAUGCCUCUUUUUAACGCCUGUGGCGCUACGCCAAACCGCAAGACCUUCCAAAUCUUCGCCGUAUUUAUGAGCGGCGAGACUAAAGAAGAUUACGAUUGGGCUCUAAGUCAGUUCGAGCGCCUUCUCUGCGACAAUUCGAUCGAUCAACGACCCCGGGUUACUAUCACGGACCGAGACCUUGCCCUCAUCAAGGCUUUAAACACGAACCGACUCUUCCACCCGCUUCCACAUAUCUUAUGCCGUUGGCAUAUCAAUAAAAACGUGCUUGCAAAGACGAAGAGGCACUUUCCGCCCGGCCUUAGGAAUGCAGACGGCAGGGUCAUGCGAGCCCCUGAGUUCACGGCAUUCAUCAAAGACUGGAAUUCCCUCGUCCGCAGCCCAACAAAGGAGGAAUUCAAAGAGAACUUACAGAAGCUUCAAGGGGGCAGACAUCCAGCCGCCGCAGUCACGUACGCUACCAAUACGUGGAUUGUGCCGUGGAAAGAGAAGUUUGUGGUGUGCUUCAUCGACCAGCAUCGUCACUUUGGACAUACAACAACCUCCAUUAUUGAGUCUCUUCAUGCCACGAUGAAACGGACGGUCUGGAGUAGCACGGGUGAUUUAUCUACCGUCUUCCGAGGUCUCCAUCGCUUUUGGGUUGACCAAGAGGCGUCCGUUGCUACGGCUGACAUCAAUGCCACAGGCAAGGUGCCUACAGCUACAUUCCAACGGCUUUACGAGCUCAUACGAGAACAUGUAACCCCCUCGGCGAUGAAGCUGAUGCUGAAGGAACAGCGCAGCCUUGAUAAAGAUCUAUCGAAGUCACCGCCAGGCCCUUGCCACUGCAGUCUCUUCACAGCCUACGGUAUUCCGUGCCGUCACGUUAUCCACACAACCCUCUGUAUCAAGGGCUGUAUCGAGCUCGAGGAGAUUGACCCCUACUGGCGUCAGGCCCGCCGCCGUCUUGAUGUUGAUGAUCACGAGCAGGGGUCACAGGUCAUAGCACCCUACGAACCGUUGACGAAGAAGUCAAAAGGCCGACCUCGCGACGAUGGGCCUCCUGGCCGGGCCAAGAAGACAAAAAGACGCCAGACCACAGCAGACCUACUUGCUCAGAUAGAGUCAGACGAAACCGUGAGGCAUAUGCAACCGCCGCCUUCCACAGCCCCAGCAGCUCUCACGAUGACAAUGACGAAAAAUUCGACUACAGAUAUGGGCUUGUUACGGCUCGAACAAAAGCCAGAUACAUACGAACCCGGCACCGAGAUGCCUCGUGCAUCACAUCGAUCAAUUACGGCCCUCGAAGACGAUCCUGACGACGUUGAACUUGAAGAGAUACCAGCUUGGGUGGAUGACGAGGGUGAUGUUGACGCUGAGCUCGAAAACGCAAUGGAUGAGGCAUCUGACGAUGCAGAGAGCGCCGUAGCCGCAUUACGGAGCGAGAGCCUAAUCAGGGACUGUAUUGUUGUAGCGACGUAG
Molecule: messenger RNA, 2184 nt
Organism: Hirsutella rhossiliensis
Lineage: Eukaryota; Fungi; Ascomycota; Sordariomycetes; Hypocreales; Ophiocordycipitaceae
Product: MULE transposase domain-containing protein
Exons: 1
Coding region: 1-2184 (727 amino acids)
Biological process (GO): regulation of DNA-templated transcription
Molecular function (GO): zinc ion binding
Source: RefSeq, a predicted model, not a curated record